Molecule: messenger RNA, 1695 nt
Organism: Akanthomyces muscarius
Lineage: Eukaryota; Fungi; Ascomycota; Sordariomycetes; Hypocreales; Cordycipitaceae
Exons: 1
Coding region: 1-1695 (564 amino acids)
Source: RefSeq, a predicted model, not a curated record
AUGGCUGACAACAUCCCGGCGACUCUCCGUGAGCGCCUGCGCACCAAGGCCUUUCACGCCUCGGAUGCUCGCGAUGCAAUCCGGGGCGUCGCCGUCCCCGAAGCCCUCGGCCGCCGGGCCAUGCGCCUCUGCGUUAUCCGUGGCAUCCGCUACCAUGAGGCCUUUGGCCGUGGCCCCGAGGCGCAGGCGCUGCGAGCAUGGCCCGAAUUUGCCCGCGCUCUCAAUGCACGCGCCAUCAUGAGUAACAACGUCCCAGAUAUGUCCGUGGCUAGUGACGACUUGCCCUACUGCAUCUGGCACCCCGACACGGCUGCCGAGGACACCUAUCGCCAGCUCGUGCGUCGCUACCCGCACAUGGCUUACCAUGUUGCCCGCGCCUGCGCCGUUGCCGGAUACAUUGAUCUCUUCCGGGAACUGGAGGAAGGGGGCAGUAUUCUGCCAGACGUGGCCAUUGCGGAAGAGGCCAGGGCCUGUGGCAGCCAUGACAUCUACAAGGCCAUCAUGAGUCAACCCGUCAGGUACCGUGUCAUGGACGACUACACAAGAUCGAUUGUGGCGGAUCCGCAGCCGUCUGGCCUCAACGGAGACACUGCUGUCCGGCCCAUACUCGACGUCAAGCAGCGGUUCAAGACACCCAGUGGCCCUGAGGACUGUGUGCUCCCUAACGACAAAGACCACAGUGGCGAUGGUGAUGAUAAUGAAGACUCCGACGACGAUUUCUUCGCCAUGCUCCCCGACGAUGGCUUUGAGGAAGCCAUCUUCAACAUCACCGAGGAUAUGAACAUUGACGAGUUUGCCACGCCGGAACCCGACGGCUACGCGAACCUAGCCAUGGCCGAGUUCCUCGCCAAGCCGUUGCCGCCGGACCUGCCUGCGGGCGACAAGGACAUCCUGAUCGUCGCGGCGGCCUACAGCGGCAACGUAGACCGGUACGCCCGACUUCGACGGCCCCGCAUGGUCGACAACGAGGCCGGCUGCGUCGUCCGCGGCAUCUACCACUGCCCGUUCUUCGCGACCUGGUGGGCAACCCAGGAGCUCCCCCCAAGACCGUUGCGCCACGCACGCUGGAUCGCCCAAGCCAUCCACGCGCGGAUGAUCAUGAGCAACGACCUCAGCCGGCUGACGCCCGACGUGCCCCGGACCCAUCUCCCCUACCUCAUCUGGUACCCCGCCGUCGCGGCGUCCAGCACCUACAGCGAGGUCGCGCGGCGGUGUCCGGCCAUGCGGCCCGCCGUCCUGCGCGCCGCCAUCUACUCCCGAGACCGUGCGCUGUUCGACUCGCUGCUGGACUCUGUGGAGCCAGACCCCUUUCUCCUGCGCGAGGCGCAGGCGCACGACGAGGACUACGACGCAGACGGAGCGCAGCGGCAGCAGCCGUCGUACUUUACCCGGCGCCUGGUGGCCCGGGCGGAGCAGCUGGGGCUGGCGGAAGCCAUACGCAACGCGCAGGACGACCGAUGGGGCGUGGACUUUUGGAAGCGUUUCACCGUGCGCAGCGGCGCGCGCAUGGGCAUGCCUCCAAGCCGCAGCUGGCUCUUUGACGGGCCGGGCAUCAUCGGCGCGGCGCAGGACCCGGGCAUCUACAAUGAGGCGUGGGCGGACGCUUCUGAGGCCGAGCUCUUCGCCUCGGUGCCCGAGACGUGGCGACCCAAGAAAGGGGGCGUGCAAAUCGACUACGAGGAGUGGCCGCAGUGA